AGAGAAGCUGGCCGCAUUCCACGCACCAUCGAGAUCGAGUUGACCUCCGACCUCGUCGACUCUUGCGUCCCCGGAGACAUGGUUACCGUGACUGCCGUCGUCAAGGCAACCGGCACAAACGAAGCUGGAGAAUGCAGUGCAAUCCACCCUAGGAAGUUACUGUCGAUAAUGGAGUGGCCACGCAACCAAACUUACAGAGAUGUAGCUACAAUUUUGCCUUAAUUGCGAUGGGUUCUCACUAAAAUUUGCUACCACCAUUUGCUUUGUACUAUGCUGGUGAAAGGUCACGGAAGGCAGAGCA
Molecule: messenger RNA, 301 nt
Organism: Geodia barretti
Lineage: Eukaryota; Metazoa; Porifera; Demospongiae; Tetractinellida; Geodiidae
Source: the annotation of a GenBank genome assembly